Messenger RNA from Marchantia polymorpha subsp. ruderalis, 2103 nucleotides. Lineage: Eukaryota; Viridiplantae; Streptophyta; Marchantiopsida; Marchantiales; Marchantiaceae. The record is from the annotation of a GenBank genome assembly.
GCUUAGGGUUUGGGACUCAGGGGCCGGAGCAUUUGUUUCCUGCGUUCGAAUCCGAAGGCCUUUUGCUCGGCAGAUCUGCGACGACAGCAUCCGCCAGUCCCGAGCUCCAUCUCAUCGGUGCACGUCGAAACCGCGAACAUUCAGUCUCUCUAUCCACCCACCGUUUUUGAGUUUGUGUCAGAUCGUGGAAACAGGCGAGCUUGAAAUUGGAGCCAUGGCGCAGUAUGAUCUGACUGCCAAGGUGGCGCCCUACUUGGACCGUCAUCUUGUGUUUCCGCUGCUGGAAUUUCUGCAAGAGAAGCAGCUCUAUGCCGACGACCAGAUUCUCAAGGCGAAGAUCGAGCUUCUGGCCAAGACGAACAUGGUUGAUUACGCGAUGGACAUUCACAAGAGUCUGUACCACACCGAGGAUGUACCUCAAGAAAUGGUGGAUAGACGUGUGGAAGUCGUGGGGAGGUUGAAGUCGCUUGAGGAAUUGGCUGCCCCCCUCAUCAGCUUUCUCCAAAAUCCUCAGCUGGUUCAGGAGCUGCGGUCUGACAAACAGUAUAACCUGCAAAUGCUGCACGACCGCUACAAGAUAGGGUCUGAACAGAUCGAAGCGCUGUACCAGUACGCGAAAUUCCAGUUUGAGUGUGGUAAUUACUCUGGUGCGUCGGACUAUCUCUACCAGUAUCGGACGCUUUGCACCAACAGUGACCGUAGUUUUAGCGCAUUGUGGGGCAAGCUAGCAGCCGAAAUUUUGAUGCAAAACUGGGAUAUUGCGAUUGAGGAACUCAAUCGCUUGAAGGAAAUCAUUGAUUCGAAGAACUUCUCAUCACCUUUGAAUCAACUACAGCAACGGACGUGGGUGAUGCAUUGGGCCCUUUUCAUAUUUUUCAACCACGAAAAUGGGCGCAAUGGCAUCAUCGACCUUUUCUUCCAAGAAAGGUACCUAAAUGCCAUCCAGACAAAUGCGCACCAUCUGCUUCGGUACCUAGCUACUGCGGUCAUCGUUAACAAAAGAAGACGGAACAUGCUGAAGGAUCUCAUCAAAGUUAUCCAACAGGAGCACUACACUUACAAGGAUCCAAUCACUGAGUUUCUGGAAUGCCUGUAUGUCAACUACGACUUCGAGGGUGCCCAGAAGAAGUUACGGGAAUGCGAAGAGCUCAUUCUGAACGACUUUUUCCUUGGAAAGGAAGUGCAAGACAACGGUUUUGUUACUGUCCCUUUGAGGGAUGAGUUCCUUGAGAACGCAAGACUGUUCAUUUUCGAGACUUACUGCAGGAUACAUCAGUGCAUUGACAUUGGUAUGUUGUCUCAGAAACUGAACAUGAACUACGACGACGCGGAGCGCUGGAUUGUAAACCUCAUCCGCAAUGCCCGCCUGGACGCCAAGAUCGACUCGAAGAUGGGAACUGUGGUGAUGGGAACUCAAUAUGCUAACGUGUACGAGCAAAUCAUUGAUAAGACCAAACAACUUGCAGUUCGAAGUUACAUGCUCGCGAACAACGUGGCCGCCACUGCUUCUGCCACUCAGGCCUCUAUAGCUCGUUAAGGUUGUGUCUGAGUAGAGCAUAAGAGCAGUUGAAGACGAAGAUGGUGACGAUAACGGCUGCCCUGGUGUUCGUAUUUUUUGAUCUCAUUGGGCUGGAAGCUCAAAUGCCACCAUUUCUUGUUUCUUCCCAGCCUUUCAAAAGGCCAGCUGGGAGACGCUUGUGACUCAAAAGGGAUGCUCUCCAUCUGUAAUGAUACUUUGCGGGAAGAGUCUGUAAUGAUAAUCAUGGAAAGAGACCCUGACCCAACACCUGUUUCCAAUUUUACCUAGGACAUCGGGGUCGGCAUUUCGCUUGUGGGAUGUUAGCGCAGAUUGCAACUAGUUGGUAGUAACCAUUCAUCGCCCCUUUGCAGAAGAAAUACAUGGGUCUGGUCGUUGAUUGUUCAUGUUCUGAUUUUUAACAAUAGAGUUAAAACGGUCACAACGGAACCUGGUCUUUUUCAAAUCUUGUCAAUUGAGGGUUCUUGUUUCACAUCAGGAUUUCAACACUCUGGAGUUUUAAUGUGGGAGUGUAGCUCACACUCGUGUUUACUUUUGUUUUAUGCACUAACCAGUCCUUACGGAAA